This is a messenger RNA of Aspergillus lentulus, 486 nucleotides long. RefSeq names its product nucleoside 2-deoxyribosyltransferase domain-containing protein. NCBI's taxonomy places the organism in Eukaryota, Fungi, Ascomycota, Eurotiomycetes, Eurotiales, Aspergillaceae. The record is from RefSeq and is a predicted model, not a curated record.
AUGGUUCAGCCCAAGAGCCAGGUCAUCUACGCACCAUCAGAUGAAGCUUCCCGCGGCGUAAAGUCCAUAUUCCUGGCCGGCACUACCAACAAAGUCGACACGAGCGAUUGGCGUGAGACCCUAUCGAUGUCCCUCUCCGACCUGCCAGUCACAAUAUACAAUCCUUACCGCAGUGAUUGGGACAGCUCGUGGCGCGAGGACAUCGAUUUCCCUCCUUUCCGCGAGCAGGUGGAGUGGGAGCUCGACAAGCAGGACAAGGCCGAUAUUGUCGUUAUUUACUUCCAUCCUGCUACCCAGGCGCCGGUCAGUUUGCUAGAGCUGGGCAUCUGUGCGCGGAUUCCGGGGAAGGCUAUUGUAGUCUGUCCUGAGGGAUACUGGAAGAGGGGGAAUGUGCAGAUUGUGUGCGAGAAAUACGGAAUUGAAAUGGUGGACGAUGUCGGUGCGUUGAGAGAAGCCAUUGUGAAGAGGUUGCCUGUUCGUUUGUGA